Molecule: messenger RNA, 5321 nt
Organism: Amblyraja radiata (thorny skate)
Lineage: Eukaryota; Metazoa; Chordata; Chondrichthyes; Rajiformes; Rajidae
Product: kelch-like protein 5
Exons: 11
Coding region: 335-2461 (708 amino acids)
Molecular function (GO): protein binding
Source: RefSeq, a predicted model, not a curated record
GUUUUUUAAUGCAGCUGGUAGUGUUGUAGAGAUGACGGCAAUGAAAAGUGCACUGAUCGUCAUACUGUAGGUUGAUUUGUGAGUUUCGAUUGAUUGAACACGGACUCAUCCCUGCCUUCUCUUCACAUUUCCUUCAUCGUAUUUUUCAUUAACUGACAUUCUGCUGUUGAAGAUCUAAGAGGAAUUUAACUCUGUGAAAGCAUUGUUUCAUUCAGCUACAAGCAGGGGUCUAGCAAGUAUAUAAUUGAGGCUGGGCUGUGCAAAAUACAGCGCUGCCUUGCCUUACAAGCAUAGCCUCCUCAGUUGCCUUGACAAUUGCCUAGGUGAACAGAAAAUGUCUGUUACACGUAAAGAAUUUGAUGUGAAACAGAUUUUACGCAUCCGAUGCCGGUUUUUUGGUCACUCUGCAUCUCCUCCUACAUCCAAUGACAAUCGACGCGGAGAAUUUUGGAACAAAGAUCAAGGUGCAUCCAAUAAUGGGAGAAAAUUUCUAGACUCUGGACACCUGCAACAACCAUUGGCAUCUAUCAACUAUCAGAGAUCGAGCCAGCAGAACAUUCAAAAUUCACCAUCUUGGCAUGUCCCCCCUGCCCCAGAUCUCCCCUCAUUUGAGUUUACCACUGACGACCAUGAAUCAAUAGAGUGGCAUGGCAAGCAUGAAGCUAAGGAUGAAGAGAGUGAAGAAGACAAUGAAACAGACAGCAGUUCCUGCAGAACUUCAAGCAGCAGUCAGACUCUGUCCCCGUGCCAGACAAUGGAUUCUUCUGCCCCUGAAGAGUGUUUUCAGGCAUUAAACCAUGCAGAACAGACCUUCAAAAGGAUGGAGAACUACCUUCGACAUAAACAGCUGUGCGAUGUAGUGCUUCUAGCUGAUGACCGAAGGAUUCCUGCUCACAGGUUGGUUCUGUCUUCAGUUUCGGACUACUUUGCGGCAAUGUUCACAAAUGAUGUAAGAGAAGCUAAACAAGAAGAAAUAAAGAUUGAAGGUGUUGACUCAAAUGCAUUAUGGGCAUUAGUUCAAUAUGCCUAUACAGGGCGUUUGGAGUUAAAAGAAGAUAAUAUUGAGUGCCUGUUGUCUACAGCCUGCCUGUUACAACUGUCUCAGGUUGUUGAGGCAUGCUGUGGGUUCUUGAUGAAACAGCUUCACCCUUCCAACUGCCUUGGAAUUCGUUCAUUUGCAGAUGCACAAGGCUGCACUGACCUGCAUAAAGUGGCUCACAAUUACACCAUGGAACAUUUCAUGGACGUGAUAAGGAAUCAAGAGUUUCUACUGCUGCCAGCAAAUGAGAUUGUUAAACUGCUGGCAAGUGAUGAUAUGAAUAUACCAGAUGAAGAAACUAUAUUAAAUGCAUUGCUCAGCUGGGUGCGGCAUGAUGCAGAUACCAGGCAAAAAGAACUCAGCAAACUGCUGGCAUACAUCAGACUUCCUCUCCUCUGUCCUCAGUUUCUUGCAGACAUGGAGAACAAUCUGCUGCUUAGGGAUGAUAUUGAAUGCCAAAAACUCAUCAUGGAAGCAAUGAAAUAUCAUCUAUUACCCGAGCGACGUAACAUGAUGCAGAGUCCUCGCACUAAGCCUAGAAAGUCUACUGUAGGUGUACUCUUUGCAGUUGGAGGAAUGGAUGCAACAAAAGGUGCCACAAGCAUUGAAAGAUAUGAUCUUCGCUCCAAUACUUGGACACAUGUUGCUAAUAUGAAUGGGAGACGACUGCAGUUUGGUGUGGCAGUUCUGGAUGACAAACUUUAUGUUGUGGGCGGCAGAGAUGGAUUGAAGACCUUAAAUACAGUAGAGUGCUACAAUCCAAAAACUAAGAGUUGGAAUGUAAUGCCCCCUAUGUCGACACAUAGGCAUGGCCUUGGAGUGGAAGUUCUGGAGGGACCCAUGUAUGCUGUAGGUGGACAUGAUGGUUGGAGCUAUCUGAAUACAGUUGAGCGAUGGGACCCACAAGCUCGACAGUGGAACUUUGUGGCCAGUAUGUCAGUACCACGAAGUACAGUCGGUGUGGCAGUACUUAAUGGAAAGCUGUAUGCUGUUGGAGGUCGGGAUGGAAGUUCUUGCCUUAAGUCUGUAGAAUGUUUUGACCCCCACACCAAUAAAUGGACCCCCUGUGCCCAGAUGUCUAAAAGACGAGGCGGUGUUGGAGUUGCCACCUGGAAUGGUUUUUUGUAUGCUAUUGGAGGACAUGAUGCACCAGCAUCUAACCUGACCUCAAGGUUGUCUGACUGUGUGGAAAGAUAUGAUCCAAAAACAGACACUUGGACAGCAGUGGCUCCAAUGAGCAUAAGCAGAGAUGCAGUUGGUGUUUGUUUACUCGGUGAUCGGCUCUAUGCAGUUGGAGGAUAUGAUGGACAGUCAUAUCUAAACACCGUGGAAGCUUACGAUCCUCAAACUAAUGAGUGGAUGCAGGUUGCAUCAUUGUGCCUUGGAAGAGCUGGAGCAUGCGUGGUCACUGUUAAAUUAUAAUCUUUUUUAAUGUAAAUUUUAUAUUUAACCAUUCGAUAGGUCCAUAAAAUUAAAAUUGUCAUCUCUGGAGUUUUACUUCAAGAAAAAAGAAAACUGUAAGAUCUAAGAAAUCAAAAAUUAACGUAGGGAAGAUCUGUGUCUGUUUAAAGAAUCAAGAUCUAUUAUAAUUUCAUAAUAAUUGUAGCUUUUAUUUAUCAAGUCCACCAAAUACUCAAGACAUUAUCUUCAACUGAAACUGUACAAAUUCUAGAAUUCUUUAUUUUAUUUUUCUUUAAAAAGAGUGGAUUUUAUUUCCAGUAGAUUGAAUAGGCCAUGUAAUACAACUAUGAAGAAAACAUUAAAUCUAUAAACCUAAUACAAGUUGUCUGAGUGCACACUGUAAAAGCUACUUUUCCACAUUUGUACAUCCAGGAAGCAACACACACACAGGAAAUAAAAAUUGUGAUAAUUAUACAAGACAAUGCGGCUGGCCUGCCUCAUUUUCUAUCCGUUAACUUUACUGGAUGAAAGAUGAGACAGUGACACCAGAUAGUCUAAUAAACAUGAUAGCAUUGCUAUUCAUCAUGAAUGCAAAUGUGGAAAUGAUCUUUAUUAUACUCAGUUGCACUCUUUUUUAAUGUAAUCUAUAUUUUCUUUUGUUUUUAAGCCAAACUGCCUUUGUUACAAAUGAAGUAAAAGCACAUACAUAUUUAAUAUGCAAUAUAUUGAAGACAUUGUAAAAAAAAAAUGUGUGUCGGUACAAGCAAUCAUUAUGUAACUGGUAACAUUCCAAAUUUCCUGCUCCUUCAUAGUACAGAUUGUAUUAAUUGAUACAUUUUUAUGUGCUCAUACAAGCCAUUAACUGAACAAAUACAUAUUAUAUUGAUGUAUGUUGUAAUUGUUUCAACCACCAAAAAAUAUCUGCACAGAAAUUGCCUUUUGCAACAGCCAUAGGAGACAACUCAUAUUUUAUUUAACUCAGUCUAUAAUUUUUCUUUGUUUUAAGGACUGUAAAUUUUGUUUUUGUUGGCAAAAAGAACCUAUAGCCUACAAAUUGGACCCAUUAGCACCAGUUGUACAUGUAUAAAUUGUACAUGCAAAAAGGGAACUCUAUCUGGGGUUGGUCACACUUGCGAUCACUUCUGGAUGAAAUUGUGUCCAUGAGGAAAUUGCUCCAAACAAUUCCAUGUACAAUUCACCUAUGUGGUGAAAUUAUUUUGAUGUUAAUCAUGCAUUUAAUGUUUUCAUGCUCUAUCUCUAAACAAAACGAAAAUAUAAUUGGAUUCCUCAUGAUUCUGUUAUUAAUUUGAUUUGAAUAAUCUUCCAACAAAAAAAAUCUGAAAUAGGUGGGGAAUAAACAAAAUUAAUGACAUUCCAGAUCUCUCCUUUCAGGGCACAUUUUAAUUCAAGGUUAUUUAUGAUACCCAGCAAGUGCCCUGCAAUCCAGUCUUUUUUUUUUGUUUACUCGCAUAUUGAUUUGGUUUUGCAACCAGUUUGAUUUCAAUGGUUUGGUUGUUUUAUAUUUAAAACUUAAUGUAAAUAUUUAUUACACUUAAGUUGCCUGGGUUAGGAACCUUUCUAAAGCUGUUUACUACCUGCGCCUUGAUCAGAACUGGUCUCUCUGAUCAUGAACUUUCCUUUAAAAUUAAAUUAUGCAUUAUUGGAUUAUUUGUCGUACCUAGCGCUAGUUAUCAUUUAUAUGGAGACAUGAAUUAUUUGAUAUUGAUUUAACUUUUUGAGGAAGCAUGUGUAUUUUGGUGAACACAUAUCACUUCAUAUAUAUUACACGGAUUUGUGCUUAUCAUUUGCAAUUGUGCGCGUGAGUUGGUUCACAGCUUGUUUUAUUUAAUUUCUAUGUGGAAGUCCAGUUAACUCCCAGAACUUCUUUGGGUACAAUCUUUAAGAUUAAACAUGAACAUUGCAAGCCAUUUUACACCCCACUCCCACAAAUAGCUUAUUUUUCUCCUCUGGCUUUCCGAUAAGAGAUGUGAUAUGCAUCAAAGAAGCAUCAGGAGUUGUGUAUGAUGGAUCUUGCUCAUCAAAGUCCUGCACUUUUCAAUCAUAAAUCCCAGUUACCUUCAUUUUUGUGCAACCCAGUAGCUUUUUUUAAUAUUUUAUUUCCAGUUAUUAACUUUUACUUCAGGCAGGAUUAAUUUUAAAUCACAACACAUUUCAAAAAGUAAAUAUUCGCCUUGCUUUUAAAAAGGAUGUGUAGUGAUCACAGAAUUUAGCUCAGUGAUAAAGAAGAUAAAUUUGAGCAUCGGUACUGUUUCGGAAUUUGAUGUUUAUUGAUGGCUUUUGUAUUCUUAUUGGUAGUUCUUAAAAUUACACACAACUAAAGGUUUAGGGAAACAGUAAUUCAAAAUAUGUGUAUUUAUCAUGAAGAUAAGCAGGAUAAAGAGGUAAUUGUCAGAGUAGAGCUGUAUUGGCAUGGUAAAAUAAAAUAAUAGUUACAAGUCCGUUUCAGUUUGGCUUCUGUACCUAGGGACAUAAGUGCCAUUCUUGAAAGCAUAAGUUGAAUCGCCAGUCCAGUUCACUGCUGAGAAUCAAGGUGCUAUUCUCUGGAUAAAAUGGUAAAUCAAGGCUCUGUGUGGCUGUUCUAACUCUCCGUGCUGUAUCUAUGAUACAUUUGCAAGGCAAGAGGGAGUUCUUCCAUAAUCCAGAUAAAUAACGCUGUUGAAACAAAAUCACCAAAACCUGUUCAAUGGGCAAUUCAGCUCUCCAUUUGUUGGUCCUUGAUGUAUGCAAAAUGAUAUUGUAUUGGUCACCUAUUUACAGACAUUACACUUCAGAGUAUUUCCAUGUAGCAGCAUUGACGUUCAUGAUUUAUUAGCUGCAAAAAAAAAGCACCAAAAGCAAAAGGUUGCAAAUUAAUUCCUAC